AUGAAUACAGCUAUAAUGGAAAGUUAUGAGCUCGAAGAAAUGGUGGUAGCAGAAGAUGUUCAAGGAGCAUUACUGAAUAAUGAGCAAAAGGAGGAAAGUGAUUACAAGUUAGCAGUCAGGCACAGAAAACCUGGACGACGUUUACGGCUUUACUUUUGUUGUAUAUUGUUUUCUUCGCUUUUGUUUGCAACGAUACUUGUCCUAUUCAGUUCGUAUAUAUUCCAUCCUUCAAAUACAAAAACUCAAUCAAAAGAAAACGUCGAAAUCGAACUGAUUUGGACUAGCGGUUUUCCAAAAUUGUUAACCGAAACAGCUUUUCGUCUAGUUGAUUGCAAUUCUGAUGGUAUACUCGAUGUUAUCUUGGGUUAUGGCACAGGCGUGGACACUUUAGCCGAUAAUCAAUUGCUAUGUGAUCUUUAUUUCGAUGGAAUUUCUCCAUGUAAUGGAGGCGUGAAAGCUUUAGAUGGUCGUAACGGACAACUUUUAUGGAGUUACAACAAAUCCAAUCACGAAGUGUUUGCGUUGAAUUGUCAACGAGAUAUCGAUGGCGAUCAUAUUCCGGAUUGUUUAACUGGUGGACGAGGAGGAACGUUCGAAGCUAUCAGUAGCAAGACAGGUUCAUUGAUAUGGACAUUUGAUAAUGAUAUACGCAAUGCAACGAUGAACUUUUAUACACCAUUAUAUUUAGAAAAGGAUUUUGAUAAUGAUGGUGUCAAUGAUGUUAUUACUGUGCAUGGUGGUGAUCCCAUACGAAAACCACACGAUGUAGUUAGAUUAGCAGGCGAAGUGCUUCUGAUUAGUACAAAAACUGGUAAACUAUUAAAUAUGUCGAUCGUUCCUGAUCGAAUGGAAUCUUAUUAUUCUCCUCAAUUAUUGAAAAGAUCUGGCAAGGAAGAAUACAUACUUAUUGGAACCGGUGGAGAAACACAUGGUGGAGCUCUAUAUGCACUCGAUCUUAAAUGUUUUAGAGAAUAUUGUGCAACACCGUACACUGAAAUCAUCAGGGAUAGGUUUAAAGGUGUGAUGACACCUCCGGUCCUCGUUGAUGUGAAUGACGACAAAAUCGAAGAUAUCAUUAUUCCUUUGUAUAAUUCGACUCUAUUUGCAUUUGAUGGAAAAACGUUUAAACAGCUGUGGAAACGAACUUUUCUCAGUUCGGAAACGUACAGCUCACCUGCAGUUGGAUAUUUCAAUGAUGAUGAUACGCCAGAUAUAAUGAUUCAUUAUCAAACCGGACCUGGGUAUCCGUUGUAUUAUAGUGCACAAACAACUAUUCUUGAUGGUUUGACAGGUAAAACAAUACUCGAUAAACCAAUCGAACAAACUAUCGGCGUUCAAAGUUCUCCAUUAACUGUUAGUUUCAAACAACGUGGACAUGACAUGUUCAUUUAUUGGAUGGGUGAAUGUGACGGGAUUGAUAAUAAUGUUGAUGAUAGAAAAAUAGACUAUGAUAAAAAUACACCGAGUGCUCUUCUUUCACAUGCUGAUAUGUGUAAAUUGAGAUACCAAACAACGAGUUUUACUGCGCUUCAUGGUUUAACACAAUCUAUGAAACCACCUGGUGUUCUCAUCUACAAUUCAAAUCAUCAUGUAGCUAUUGAACGAAGUACUGCUCAAUCCAGUUCAAUCGAUAUUAAGAGAUUUCUUCAACAACAUCCUGAACAUGCGUCGACAUAUCGAUCGUGGGUACGAUUGGAUAAUUACAUGGAGGGAAAACAAACGGAAGAUCCAAAUCGACCGUCUGCAUCUGAUGAGACCAGCGGCGAAUUUGCAUUGAACGACGAGAAUAAAGAAAAUACCGAUUUUCGUGUAAUUCGAAAGAGACACAAGCGGCAUGUGGGUCCACACGAUAAUGGUGGAUUACAGCGAACGAUUUCGACUGGAACAUUGGCACCUUCAUUCGAGUUGAAUUCCAAAUCAACGAUCGAUUUGAUUUUUGCAACCUAUUGGAUUCAUUCGGAUACAUCUACACUAUUGCACGCAGAUGAACGGGCUUGUAUCGAAGAAGGCAUGGCGAAAGAAGAAGAUCGACUAAAACCAACAAAUCCAAUUGUAUACGGAAUGGAUCAUGAUGCAUAUGAACAUUACAUAGAAGAAAUCUGUACAAACAAAACUCGCUUACGUGAGACAAUACUGAAAAUAUCUCCAGAUUUAAUCGAUCAAGUGCAAACAUCGAUGUCAAAUCCAUUCAAAAAACAACUAGGACAAUUAACUGUUUAUCGUUUUCGACUUCGUUUUCAGAAUAUGAAAUGUGAACGAAAUGAUUCCUCGACUUGUCAAGUGACUAAUGAAAAUGAUAAUCUUCUACCAUAUAAGCAACAAAUUUGGCCAGCUUACAUGGGAAUCAAUGGUGAUUGUCAUGCCAAUAAUCGAAUUUAA
Messenger RNA from Adineta ricciae, 2379 nucleotides. The record is from the annotation of a GenBank genome assembly. Lineage: Eukaryota; Metazoa; Rotifera; Eurotatoria; Adinetida; Adinetidae.